AUGCCCAUUCCAGUCCUCGUCACCGUCUACCCUGAGUCUGACAAGGUAUUGCGCGUCGAAGAGCUGGUGAAGUGGGUAACCGAAGAAGUUAGGAAAAACGAACCUGCGGUGUCAGAUUACAGGUCGUACAAAGGUCGUGGCGAUGUGCCAGAACACACCGUUUUCAUGAUCUUCUUCCAUAUCGAAAACGAAGAAGAGCUGCAUAAAAGAAAGUCGCUGUCUCACCACCAGCAUAUUGCUAAAGUUACCAACGAGGAGCAGCUCAUGAGGAGGCCUCUGAAAUAUACCGUGUUGAAUAGUCUUACGGAAUGGUCUCGUUAA
Molecule: messenger RNA, 321 nt
Organism: Exophiala spinifera
Lineage: Eukaryota; Fungi; Ascomycota; Eurotiomycetes; Chaetothyriales; Herpotrichiellaceae
Exons: 2
Coding region: 1-321 (106 amino acids)
Source: RefSeq, a predicted model, not a curated record